GGCGGGAAUUACAGCUGAGUUAGAGAGAAGAUUUACCCAGUUCGGACUUCGUGUGCAGUUGAGGACAGACACAAAACAGCUUUACGUCGAAUAAACCCGAAACUCUGAAUCAAGAGGACUUAUUUUAUCCUUUUCCAAAGUCCGUUCAUCAUCGACGUGUUUCCCACAACCAGUCAUGCCCAGGACUCGCUCUCAGGGGCAAGUUCAGCGCACGCUGCAGUACCCACUUCGCAAAUCUUGCCGAGCGCCCCUGCAGUCGAAAACGGCUCAGUCCUCGAAGGUCGCAUUGCCAUCUCCAAACAAGCCAGAGCUCCGGCUUCCUUCCCCAAUUCGGAUCGGUCCGAUGUCUCCGAGGCGGUCGUCAGACAGACCGGCGAUUCUGUCACCCAGACGUUCUGCUGCCCAGAGCCCUCUAACCUCUCCAAAGCAGGAAGUGGAUCAGCUCUGCAGAUCUGCAGCACAGGCGCCUCCACCAACACCACCUUCCUCCCCCAUCCUGCAGAGCCGACUCCCUCUCAGUCCUCGGAAACGCACAGGUGACGACAAUGGCUGCAACGUGCAGUGUUCCCCUCCGAAGCAGAACAGACCAAAUCCGGCAACCCCACGUAAACUCGGCUUUGACGAAAACUUGCAAACAUCUGAAGGUCGGACGCCCAAGCAACGGCGCUCUCCAACCAGCAAGUUGUCUCCGAACAGACAGGAAACGCCUCCUGGGACUCCCAUCCUGGACAGCCAAGAGAAGAUGCUGCCUGUUGCUCGCCUGUUUGCUGACAAGUCGAGGUUUCAAAGCGUGAAGCAGGCGCUGCACACCGCCAUCCCUGAGUGUCUUCUGUCCAGAGACGCUGCCAUCCGCUCCUUCCUGGAAGACAAGGUGCUGCAGCGCCCCAGCAGCCUCUACAUCUCCGGGGCCCCAGGGACCGGCAAGACCGCCUGCCUGAACUGCAUCCUCCAGGAGAUGAAGUCUGAGCUCGCCUCGGUAAAGACAGUGGUGGUGAACUGCAUGAGUCUGCGGACUUCUCACGCCAUUUUCCCGCUGUUGGCCUACAAGCUGAAAGCAGCCGGUGGACAGAGCGGCCUCCAGAGGUUCCUGACGGCUCCGGGGCCCACAGUGCUCCUGGUUCUGGAUGAAAUGGACCAGCUGGACAGUAAAGCUCAGGACGUCCUCUACACCAUCUUUGAGUGGCCAUAUUUGCCGCGGUCUCGUCUCUGUCUCAUCGGCAUUGCCAACGCUUUGGACCUGACGGAUCGUAUCCUGCCCAGACUGCAGGCUCAGACUCACUGUCGCCCCCUGCUGCUGCACUUCCCUCCCUACAGCCGACAGGAGCUGAGCGCCAUCAUACAGGACAGACUGUCAAAGGUUUCGGCUGAGGGUCUGCUGGACGCCUCUGCUGUUCAGUUCUGUGCCAGGAAGGUAUCGGCUGUGUCCGGAGACGCCAGAAAGGCUCUCGACAUCUGCAGGAGAGCGGUUGAGAUCGCAGAAGCUGAUGAAAGACAGAAGGCCUCCGCUAAAGCGUCUUUGGUCGGCCUCCCUCAGGUGGCGAAGGUGUUGUCAGAGGUUUACGGCGACCGCAUGGCGGCGCAGAGCGGCGGUUCGGAGGGAGAGAGUUUCCCUCUGCAGCAGAAGCUGCUGGUCUGCUGCCUGCUGCUGCUCAUCCGCAAAGGGAAGAGCAAAGAGACGAACCUGGGAAAGCUCCAUGAGGUUUACAGCCGCCUGUGCGCCCAGAGGCAGGUGUCUGGAGUCGGGCAGGGCGAGUGUUUGGCGCUGUGCGGCCUGCUGGAGAGUCGGGGAAUCUUCGCUUUGAAGAAGGCCAAAGAGGGUCGUCUCACUAAGGUGUUCCUGAAAAUUGACGAAAAAGACGUAGAAAACGCUCUGAAGGACCGAACUCUUCUGGGCAGCAUCCUGGCUGCAGGGCUUCCCUCGUGAUCCAUCAUCAAUUAUAAAGUUAUUUUAAAUCAUGUUUUACUUUUUUAAAAAUGAUUUUAAAGAUGUUUCCUUUAAAAAGGAAACACUUGUACUUUUUUUGAUAACUGCUCAGUUAUUUUGAGCUGUAUUCAUUGAUUUUUUUCAUUUUAAUGUCCCAUAUUUGUUUUUUGUGCUGUAAAUAAAUAGAUUUACAGACAUGAA
Messenger RNA from Gambusia affinis (western mosquitofish), 2125 nucleotides. Its product is annotated as cell division control protein 6 homolog. NCBI's taxonomy places the organism in Eukaryota, Metazoa, Chordata, Actinopteri, Cyprinodontiformes, Poeciliidae. Gene Ontology annotation, cellular component: nucleus. Gene Ontology annotation, molecular function: DNA replication origin binding; ATP hydrolysis activity; ATP binding. The record is from RefSeq and is a predicted model, not a curated record. Gene Ontology annotation, biological process: mitotic DNA replication checkpoint signaling; DNA replication initiation; cell division.